UGUCAUCUGUACCGUGGACUGUUGGAGGUGGAGUCUUUGAUUAUAGAUGUGUAAGUUGUUGGUUGUGACCGUGUAUCAAGAUUAAUACUUGUCGCAAGACAUUGCGCGUGUGUCUGCUAGAAAUAGAUAAAUAGAUCGACUGCGUCUCCGUGUUGGUGCUCGACUCUCCGGAAUGAUGUAUCAUUAAUUCUCACGACUCAUUAAAGAGUGUGUGGGCAUGGAUGCGAUCAAAACGAGUCAAGAAAUCGUCCACGAAGGCUGGCUCAUCAAAUCGCCACCUUCGAAAUUGUGGAGGGCGAGAUGGAGAAAACGCUGGUUCGCUCUACGGCACAGUGGAGAGUUGCCUGGGCAAUACUUCUUGGAAUACUAUACGGAUAGACGUUGCCGCAAGUUGAAAGGUCGGAUAGAUUUGGAUCAAUGCGAGCAGGUGGAUGCUGGCUUGAGGUUUGAGAAUAGAAAGCAAAAAUACCAAUUUAUGUUUGACGUCAAGACUCCAAAGAGGACCUAUUACCUGGUCGCAGAAAGUGAAGCCGACAUGAACAAGUGGGUAGAUGCAGUUUGCCAAGUCUGUGGCCUCAAAGCCUACACACAGGAUGAGGAACAACAAUGUCAGAUGUUUCAGUUUGAGUCUCAAGAAUCGCCUCCAAUCUCACCAACUGGUACCAUCUCUGGUCCUUACAUUCCUAUCAGCGAAUGCAUUUCUGGUAGAUCAUUGAAUGAUGCCAGCUCUCUGAGUUCAGCUAUGGGUCAGGGCAGGGCGCAAUUUAGCGAUGCGCCAAGAUGGAAUGCUCCCUCACCUCCCAGAUCACCAACCACAACUGAUGCCGAAAGUGUUUUCACCGAUGACGAAUGGACUGCACCAGUGCCUAGCGUCAAUUGGGAAACCUUUCCAACUAACACUGAGCGCAGAUCAAGCCAUCCGUCUGGGGAGGCUGAAAUUGGCUCGUGGAGUGUCAUGAAACGAUUUGGGAAGCUUCAAAUUGUUGACUCAACAACCCCUCCAGCAGUUGAAAAGAUUCCAGCUCCACCUCGACCCCCUAAACCACCUCACAUGGCGCCUGAAAAUUUUGGUCACAAUUAUCUUAAUCUGGACAGCGCUACGGAAAGUUCAAAACCUACAACACCUGCUACACCUGCUCCAUCUACGCCGGCUACCGCGAUUGUGACUGAUGAAACCUACGACUUUCCACGGUCGCAUCAACCAGGGCCAAAUAAAGAUUUGAACGCAAAUACAGCUGGGCGACCAGCUAGGCAUUGUUAUUCAAAUGCUGCACCAACGAGUACAGAUGGCCACGUUUUUAGUUAUGACUUUCACGAUGACGAACCAUCCAGUCCACGUUCAGAAUGUUCAGCAACGGCAACUUACUCUAAUUUGCCAAGCCCUUUGACUUCAGACCCUUUGAAUACUGUACCAAGCACAAUGCCACCACCCCCACCAGUUGUUCAUAGAGACUUGAAACCAGGCAGGAGGACUAGCGACUCAACCUCAAUUAUCAGCAACGAACCAUCACCUGGCCCCAUUUUGCCUGUACCAGAAUUGAGCUCAACUGAACAUUCACCUGCUGAACCACCUAGUAUUAAUAGGAAGCUUAAACCUUCACUUGCAAAGUCACCUCUUGAUGGUCCAUUACAACUGGCAUCACCGCCAGGAAAAGGCAGAAUACGUGCAGCACCCAGUCCUACACCACCGUUGCAUUCUUUGUCCGCUCGACAUCAGUCAACAUCAGAUGAGGAUAACAAUGCUUACGAUGACAAAGAAGAGAUCUACUUCUUCCAAGACAAGAACAAGUUCAUCCCUGCUUCGCAUCGCUCUAUGGAAGCUCUGCAAUAUCUUGAUCUAGAUCUUGGAGCAAGUUUCAUGUCACCACCUUUGCCAUCUGCCCAAUCACCACCAAAUACAACUGUCUACAAAACUGUAGACUUCUUCAAAACUAAAGCAUUCAAUCGAACUAGACAACGAGUAGAGGAGGAGCGAAAGCAGUGCACCGCUGAAUUAACGUAAUCCUAUUGUAUUUUUUUUUUUAUGCAGUAUGCCGUAGUUGAAUCGACAAUUAUAUCAAGUAUACGGCAUGCGGUAUGGCUUCAAUUCUGUUCACAUCGUAGGACAAAAUUGACAAUGGUAAGUUACUCUCUUUGAUUACAACAACCAUGACUGAAUCCCUGUUAUGUCUCCAGGAAAAAACAAUCUAGGCACACUGAGCUCGUUUUCUCUCAUAUAUGCAUCCUUAGCUGAACACAUCAAUGCUAAAAUGUUUUUAGACAGGGAAUAAGAAUGCAGCCUAUAACUUUUAUUAUUUUGCAAUAUUAUGCAUUCGACCUUUUUGUAAAUAAUCGCUCAGCAAUCAUUAAAAGACUACCAAUACGGGUCAUGUAGUGUCGAUCACAGAAAGUAGAUACUUUCACCUGAUAAUGACAAAGCUCACGGAGCAUCGAUGACGAUUGCCUAUGCUUAUAGGUGACAGAUUUGUAUGCGUCUUUGUAAUAAUACUAUGGUGCUGAAUUAAUCUCGGUUAAAAAUCUCAAAUACGAUGAUAUUCAUACGCUGAUGCAAUUAAUAUCAUUCUGGGCUGAUUGUGAUUUCUAUUGAUUGUAUAAUAUGAAAAAGUAUGUGCAAAUCAGCAAAGUAGACAUUCCUUUAUUCUUUGCAAUAUUUAAAUACUGCAUUUGAUCGUGGGCACAGAGAAAGGCUCAUAUCUGAGUGAUUGUUUGCUAUCUAAUUCUAGGCAUUAUGAUGUUCAUUAGCUACUUUGUUAGAAGAAAUAUGAGAGUUGUUGGAGUUGAAUAGCAAUAUUUUAAUAACCAAAAAUAUAACAUUAAAUUUAAUAAUAACUCCGAAAGUGAUAGGAUAAAGUGUCUUUGUUAUAAAUCUGCAAUCGCGUAUAUAAUCUGUAGAACUAUAGAGAAAUACAAUUUCUUAUGGAAUUUUUACAAAGUUGAAGCUGAAACUCAUAGAAUAAUUUGGUAUUGAAAUGUCAAUCGUUUCAACGUAUAGGAUUUAGAAACAAAAAGAAACAUUUUUUAGUGUAUACACCAUUAGAUUAGUGAUUAUAAAUAUAUUCUUGAUUUUUCUGACCGGUACUAUAUUUUAUGCAGUGUGAUGAAUUUGGAUCCUGCAACGAAUUUCAACUCCCAUAUUUCGUAUUAGUUGAUGAAAUUCAUACCCUCUAUAAGCAUAUUGCUCUUAGCUAGUAUUUAGUAAAUAAAUAUAUUAUAAAUAUAAUAUAAUUCAAUUUGUUUUCAUCUGUCGUCAAAGCGUGCUUGAAUUUGUCUGACCUAAAAUAUUUCGUCAAGCAUUUAACAGAAUUGUUGAGUCAAAAAUAUUGAGUUUUAUUAUUUCAUCAUAUCAGCAAUUUAGACAAAGUUGAAACACCGAUUUAAAACCUCAAUGUACUGAUCUUUUCCCAUUUCUGACAAUAACGGUUUUUUGCACCGAGUACGGUGAAUCAUCAGGUACAAUCCAGACACUUCUGUAACAUUGAUAAACGUGUAUAAGCACAGAUAAAUCACAAUAUUACCUGAUAUCGUGUUUGACGAAAAUAGAUAUUAUGUAAAGACACUGUAUGCCAUACAUAUUAUGCAUAUACAUAUACACCUAUGGUGCCUAUAUGUAUAUAGGUAUAUACACACCCCAUUAUAUUGUAGGUCGUGUAUUAUACACACUUCUAUUUUUAUAAAUAACAAUAUUUUAAUACCUUUUUUAUCGAUAGGGUUUUUCUGUUGAUAUCUAAAUGAUGCGGCGAUAAUAGUUGAUGAAUCGAAUAACGUGUAAUUAUAGUAUAGGCAAAUUCAAUUCUUGUUUGUGAGUUAUCUUCAUUUAGUUGGACUGCGAUUUUUGAUGUCAAAAUAAUGUGACUGAAUUUCAAAAAUCGAAGGAUUACAAUUGUAGGAGUCACGAUGCGGCUUCCGACCUAUUAUGAGUCUCUGUCGAUUUUAAAAUUUGCAGAAGUGCAAUAUGUUGCAAAAAAUUGUUGAAACACAAUGUGGGAGCAAAUAGUUAAUGAUCAAAAUAAGAAACGACGAACAAUAUUAGAAUAACAAGUACCAAUAUUAAUAACGUUUGAAGCAGAGCUUCAAAUUUGUAAAAAGCUACAAAUGACAGAUUGUGCAAGUUUUUUAUACAAUAUCCCACCAAUAUUACCUUUUAGAUAAUAGUAUCAACAGUAUGUUUACAGAAAAUGAAAUAAUUAUGUUAUUUCACUAACCGCGCACAAUACGUUGAACGAAGCAUAUCGGCAAUAUUUUAAUGCAAAUACAUAUAACGAAAAUAUGAAGAAUAAAUACAUCUCAAAAUAA
This is a messenger RNA of Athalia rosae (coleseed sawfly), 4293 nucleotides long. It is a transcript of the gene dos, whose product is annotated as GRB2-associated-binding protein 2. Bases 218 to 2002 code for a protein of 594 amino acids. Lineage: Eukaryota; Metazoa; Arthropoda; Insecta; Hymenoptera; Athaliidae. The transcript is spliced from 7 exons. The record is from RefSeq and is a predicted model, not a curated record.